AUGAAUGUCGUUUUGAGCGGGACCAGCGCCUCCUGUAUCGUAAAAUGCCCCUGGCAGUCUCCCUCAAAAAGAAUAGCCUGGUACGCAAGGAUCCAACUUUCACAGAGAUCACAGAAGCGUCAGUUGGGGAAAGCAAAGCGGAAAGCGUCUUGCUGCUGUGUUUGUGCAACUGUUUGGAGUCCUGCUUCACCUCAUAAUUCGAUCACAUCGAAAGCCUUUGAGAGGCAAUAUGUUUCAGACUGCGUUGUUGGCGGAUCUAUCGGACCGGGGCGUGUGAUAGCAAUUAAUGAUGCCAUCGAUGAAGCAAGUUUUGUCGAGUAUACGUGGCUUCUAGUUGCUGUGCUAACGCAAGAUGGAAGCAGUAAGAUAGCUUUGCUGCGUUUCGAAGAAGAUGGGAUCAAACUACGCAAACUGUUCUCUUCCUUAAGUUCCCCUUGUGAUGGUAUUGUCCUUCGAGGUCCUCACGUAUUGUACACAAAUUCAAAUGGUGUCGCAUUGGAGGGCGACAGUGACAAGAUUGCACUUAACGCCUUUGCUGAUGGAAAGGCUGCGUCUACUGAAGGUGAGGUUUUUCUUUGCCGGGUCGAAGCCGAUACGGAGGCGGUGGUAGCUAGACGGUUCGAACGUGUUGGUUUGACGGGCUUGCUCAAAUUGUACACCGUCCAUUCUUCCGGUCUUUGCCACGAGAUUAAGACCUUCGAGAUGGAGAGCAUUGCCUCUGUGAAGAGAACGUUUCUUUGUUUGCGUCAAAGUGCUUUAAUCAUCGCUGAAGGUGACGGAAGUCUGCGCUCUUUUGAUAGCAAUUCAGGUGACAUACUCUGGAAGAGCCCAUCUAAGAAAGAGCUGGAGAACCCUCUUUAUUUGACGUGCUCAGACGAAACGCUCGUAAUGACGUCUUCUGUGUCUGAGGCUGUUUGGUCCAUGCCCAUAUGCAUGGCUUUCUAUCAGAAAGGGUCGACGAACCGCGCUUCAAUUCUGUUUCCAGAAUCAUGCAAUAUGGCGGCACAAGAUGAAACGCACGGCCACUUCUUCGCACCAUGGAGAGGUUCCAUACUUCAGGUAAGCAACGACAACGGUGCAUACUGUUUUGAGAAGGACUUUUCACAGCUGCGGACCCAAAACAGUCUGGUCCCAGUUCCAGAGAGUGAGACUCGUUUCUCAUCAGCGGUGAGUCGAAAUUUGGAAAAGCGACUAGGCGCUGGCGUCGAACGGGUUACUGAUGCAGCUCAACGACAGGAAGAGAAGAUUGAAAUUCUUAAUCACCUUCGAUCGCUACUCGCAGAAGUGGCUGGGCAGAGAUCAAGAACGUCUUUCCCGAAAAAGUUCCAUGAAGGCCUCGAAAGUGCCAUCAUCCUCAACAAGGCACGCGAGUCACACCCGAGAGACAAUAUGGAUAAAACCGCGUCUGUUAAUGAUCAGGGCGAUCCGUCAGCACGCGUUUUUGUUGGCUGCAAUCCCACGCCCUUCAACACAGCGCGUUUCUUAGACCUUGUCGAGUCACAGACCGGGGUAGAUAAGUCCAGCCGCUUCGUCCUGAUUCAAGUUUGCGUCGCUGUGUCAAAACAGGCUACGAGUAUUGACGAAGCGCAUUCAUCUGCUUUUUCGCUUCAAUUGAACAUUCAAUUUGAUCGAUGCAUGGCAGCGAUCUGGGACCUUGAAAAAAGGAACCAUGUACAUGAAGGGGACGUUGUAUGGCUAAAGGCAUGUGCUCCAAUAUCAGCAAUCGUUGCCAAUAGCGUAUCUAGCAUGGAGUGCAUCCGGGUGAUCGUACGUGUGGAUACUGACGAUGGUCGUUCCCAGUACUUGGGCACUUUCUCUUUAUCAGCUGUCUUGUCGUCAGUCGUUCCCUCAGAGAAAAGCAAGGCUAUGGGAGUUGAUAAAGGCUUGUUGAAUUUCGAGAGAACCAUUCAUGCCGUUGCACAGGGGCCCUCGGCGCAGAACUUGCAAAAUUUGUUACAGGAUGAAGGAAACAGACCUUUUGAUGUCAAGGUCCUUCAGAAGCUGGCGCAUGUGCGCUUCCAGGCUUCCUCAAACAUCGAAUUGGCCUUAGCCAUUGCCAAAAUUAGAGCAUCCGUGGAUGAUCGGGUUAGUUUGAGAAGUUCUUCAGAGCUAUCCAUUGAUUCACUUCAAAUUCUUGACUCUAGUCUAAGAUGCAUUGAAAAAGAGAUGCAGAGCUUGCGCGACAUGGCUAGACAGCGAGGUGCCAUUGGCUAUGAUGUUAACCAGAUCAGUGAUUUGCUGAGGCUGCAACUCGAGGUGGAUGAGUCAUUUGGUCGUUGUGGCGAAAUAUUUGCUGGCUUAUGA
Molecule: messenger RNA, 2304 nt
Organism: Chondrus crispus (carragheen)
Lineage: Eukaryota; Rhodophyta; Florideophyceae; Gigartinales; Gigartinaceae
Exons: 1
Coding region: 1-2304 (767 amino acids)
Source: RefSeq, a predicted model, not a curated record